Molecule: messenger RNA, 1438 nt
Organism: Pogona vitticeps (central bearded dragon)
Lineage: Eukaryota; Metazoa; Chordata; Lepidosauria; Squamata; Agamidae
Gene: BSND
Product: barttin CLCNK type accessory subunit beta
Biological process (GO): chloride transport
Cellular component (GO): basolateral plasma membrane
Molecular function (GO): chloride channel regulator activity
Source: RefSeq, a predicted model, not a curated record
CAUUAAAAACUGGCUGGCUCAGAGCUGGGCAGGACUGGUCUGAAGGUGCAGUUGACUCUUGUCCUCUUGAAGUCAAUGGCAUACCUUUUUCCGAUGCACCUAAGCAAGGGCUGCUGAUGUCUGGGGCCGGGGCCAGGGCCAGGGGAAGGGCUGCCCAGCCUUUGUGGCCUCACCAGUUUCCAGCAUAACCUCUUCCCAUGAACGACUCCACCAGAAAUUAGCUUGGUUUUCAUGUUGCUUUCUGAGCUGUGUGAAUUCCAAUGGCUGAAGAAAAAACCUUUCGCUAUGGACUCAUAGUCCUGGGCUUCUUCCUGGUGAUGGUAGGCAUGUUCAUCAUGAGUGUGGAAAAACCUCAGAUCUACAUCACUUUCUGCACCCUGGGGAUCUUGACCGUCGCCGUGGGAGUCACUUGGAGCAUGUGCCAAUGCUACCCAAAGAUCAGAGUUGUUUCUGUUGAUGCCGAGUCUGAGAGGUUCCUUGUCAAGAAGCCAACAGCUUCAUCUAUUGAAAAUCCAGUUCCUGAGAAGAACAGUUCACAGAUGCCUUAUACCAGCCAGAAAGAAGCUGACGUCUAUGAGAAAAGCUUGCCAUCUUAUGAACAGGUCCAGAAGAAUAUGGCAGCUGCUCCAGUGGAAUGUUUGGGAGCUCUGCCUGCUGCUCCCAUCCCAUUGGUCAGAGCAGAAGGACAUAGUCAACCUAUUGUCCAGGCCAAAGCAGAAGUCCACAGGAAUUCUGAGAGUGAUGGCGAUGCCUGCAGGGAUCCAGGGUCCCAGAAGGCAACAAUAAGGUCAUACAGCCAGCCUAUGAAGUUCCAAAGCCAGGCACCACUAGCUUCUCUCCAAGAGGAAAUGGACGCCUCCUCCAUGGAAUCUACUCCCAAUAGCCCACUGCUACAGAAGUGGAAGGUUGCGGCAAGCGCUGUAUCUCCAACAGAAAGCCAGCUUAGGUUCAAACUUCCUUGCUAUGAAGAUUUUGCUUUGAUUGACUCUGUUAUGGUGGAAGAUCAGAAUCAGUCCAUGACACCAGACCAGAGCCAUUGCUUUGUUCCUGGGCCAGCAGGAGAAGGUACAGCUGCCUCAGAACAACCUCGGGUAUUUGAACACAAAGCCAUCCAGAAUGUGGAAGAGGAUGAUAUGUACUAUGGGAUAAAAGAUGGCCCAGAAGAUGACAUCCCGUCUGCUGAGGCUGCUUUUAAACGAAAAGACUGAUAACUGAGAAGGGGGAAUGGGUCAAAUAAAGGGCCGAAAUACUUGACAUUUGGGUUCCCCCCCACCCCAUAUCCAAGGAGUCUGAAGAAAGAAAGGGGAGAAGAGGACAAGGGGAGGACAAGAGAAAAUAGGGCUGGGUGCUGCACCUACUUGUCAUCAAGGAAGAACUUGGUGUGUUAUAUGGUAUGGUUAUAUUAAAUCCCAUGGUGUCAUAAGUAUGUCUUAUUCCA